CCAAAACCUGUUAUUACCCAGAAUGCCCCCAGUAGAGCGAUGUACACAGGAGAGAGAGUCACCCUGAGCUGUGGGUUUGAGGGAGAUCCUGCUGGCUGGGAGUAUCUCUGGUACAAAGACCCACUGAGACACACUGUGCCCAACACUGACAGCAGCAGGACUGAUGGGUCCAGUUUCACCAUCAGCACUGCUGCUCUGGCCCACAGUGGAGAGUACCGCUGUAGAGCUGCAAGAGGAAGAAAACCUUUUUACUCAGACUACAGUGAUCCUCUGACUUUAGAAAUAUCUGUAUUACCUCAAACAUAUCUGAUCGUACAGUCUGGAUGGACAGACGUCUUCCCCACUGAAACAGUGACUCUGAGGUGUGUAAAUCAGGGCAACUCUACAGAGUGGAUGUACAAAUGGUACAGAGAUGGACUGGAGCUUCCUAUAGACAAGGCUGACUCCAGCAGUGUAUAUGGAGACACAUACACAAUCCUCUCUGCUGAUCAGUCACAUGCUGGACUGUACACCUGCAGAGGAGAACUUACAAGGAGAGCAUCUGUGCACUCUCUGAUUGGCAGCUCUGCCGCAUUGACUGUACGAGCUCUGCCUCAGGCGGUAGUGACCCUGGAUGAAGGAUGGAUGGGGGUCUUCAUCACUGAAGGCACUCUAGCAAUGAGGUGUGAGCUUCAGGGCUUUACUUCUGCUGACUGGAACUAUACAUGGUACAGAGACGAAAUGCAGAUCUCACUAAACCACACUGGAGAGAGGCACACAGUGGGAUUCUGGGAUAGCUCCUCUGAUGGUGAAUAUAGAUGUAGUGGGAACAGGACAGACAGACCGUGCUACUCCCUCAUCAGUGAAGGCUUCAUGCCAAGCCAUAUCAGGCUGUACUUUAUUGUGGCUCUUACUGGUUCGGCCGUGAUUUUCAUAACCCUUGUGGUGCUGGCAGUCCAACGCUCUAAGAAAUGCAGGACAUCAGGCCGAAUUAAAAAUCAGCCGGAUGGGGGCGAGUUUUACUCCAGGGUAAAUGCAGACUACAACAGUGCAGAUCAUGGAUUACCAGCCAAUGCUGUGUAUGAGGAAAUAGACCCUGCCACAGAAACAGAAGGUUAUGAAGUAGUUGGGAAGCACAGUUUCUAUUCAGCUGUUCAGUUAAAACCAUUAAACCAAGGUCCUACUGCAUAAUUGGACACAGGGAUCCAUAUUCACU
This is a messenger RNA of Anguilla anguilla (European eel), 1195 nucleotides long. RefSeq lists its product as uncharacterized. Lineage: Eukaryota; Metazoa; Chordata; Actinopteri; Anguilliformes; Anguillidae. Bases 40 to 1170 code for a protein of 376 amino acids. Gene Ontology annotation, molecular function: transmembrane signaling receptor activity. The transcript is spliced from 8 exons. Gene Ontology annotation, biological process: cell surface receptor signaling pathway. The record is from RefSeq and is a predicted model, not a curated record.